Messenger RNA from Ostrinia furnacalis (Asian corn borer), 543 nucleotides. Its product is annotated as small lysine-rich protein 1. The transcript has a single exon. Bases 72 to 314 code for a protein of 80 amino acids. Lineage: Eukaryota; Metazoa; Arthropoda; Insecta; Lepidoptera; Crambidae. The record is from RefSeq and is a predicted model, not a curated record.
CACCUAACGACAAUCUCCACGGCAACAACCAAACACUGAAAAGCAAAAAUCCACAUAAUUUCGCAUUCAUAAUGCCCGGCAAAGGAAAAGGAAAGAAAAAGGAGAAGAAAGAAGAAGGUGGGGACGAGAAAAAGGCGAAAAAAGGAGGUAGGGGGAAGAAGGGCAAGUCCAAAGGGCGGUGCAACGUUGAUAUGUUGACUGAAGCAGCCAUGGACAACGUUUACUACGCCUGCCAUAAUGUCCAAGAGCUACUGGCAGCUAGAGGAUUCCACCCGCCAGACUUUACGAAAAAGAAGAAGAAGGGAAAGCGAUAAUAAUCUUAAAUUGAAGUCAUUUGUUUUAUAGAUGUAUCAUGUUGUGUUAGUUCUUCAAUAUUGUUAAAAUAGUAAAAGUUUAAACGUUGUGUUUUUUUUUAAGGUAAUUAUAUCAUACCAGUGUUCUAUUGUCCUUGAUGGCUUGAUUGUCCAGGUAUAAGCAGCCUAUGUGUUAGCCCUUAUAAAUUGAUUAAUUUAAUAGCCGUAGCGUUCUGGGGACUUAAUAUCU